This is a messenger RNA of Aureobasidium subglaciale EXF-2481, 273 nucleotides long. RefSeq lists its product as uncharacterized. NCBI's taxonomy places the organism in Eukaryota, Fungi, Ascomycota, Dothideomycetes, Dothideales, Saccotheciaceae. The record is from RefSeq and is a predicted model, not a curated record. Bases 1 to 273 code for a protein of 90 amino acids. The transcript is spliced from 2 exons.
AUGCUCACCGGCGACUACCAGUCCGAUGUCCACAGGAUUAUCAAAAUCUUUCAAGUCACUGGUCUGAAUGCCGAAGGCAAGUACUCCAUGGAACCUAGCCCAGCCAAGAAGACAGACUAUCUCAAAUUUUGCACCUGGCAAGAUAUCCUGAUGGCACUAUCUGCAUGUCCUGGCGGCGAUCUGAGCGCAUGGGGCUUGUGCGAAGGUGGUGCCGGUGAGGAUGGCGAGAAGAGUGUGUUUUUCUGGCAAGAGGGCAGAUGUCCUAACGGGUAG